CAUUUUCAAUGGAGAAUCUGGGAGAUGAUCUCAUACUCCAUGUAUAGAUGGAGUUCAAUUAACAUGAAGAACAACCCACUCAUCUGCUCGAUUGCAACGAUUCGUCAAGUCUGAAACACCUGCAGAUGGAAGUCGGACCCAAGUCAAAGGAAUCGUGACUCGGUUACAAGAGAGUGAAAAAUGGGUAGAAUUACAGUUGCAUUAAUUGUUAGCUCAUGGGUUAUACCCAUGUCCAUCCUUGUCAAUCACAUUGUUCCUGAACCAUACAUGGAUGAGAUCUUUCAUGUUCCUCAGGCUCAGCAGUAUUGUGCAGGAAAAUUCAAGAGUUGGGAUCCUAUGAUAACAACUCCCCCUGGAUUGUAUUUCCUUUCACUUGCUUAUGUUGCUUCUUUAUUUCCCGGCCUGCUAUUUAUACAACCAGCUUUGUCUUUUAUUAAUGCCUGCUCGAUAGCAGUUCUUCGCUCUACCAAUGGUCUCCUGGCUGUAAUUUGCAGCAUAUUGGUUCAUGAUAUAGUUAUAUCUUUGAAGCCAUCCCUAGACGACAGAAAAGCAACUCUCUACACAGUUGUUCUAGCCCUAUACCCACUUCACUGGUUCUUCACUUUUCUUUACUAUACAGAUGUUGCAUCACUGGCGGUAGUUCUUGCUAUGUAUCUUAUGUGUUUGAAGAAGAACUACCUGUGCAGUGCUUUGCUUGGAGUUGUAGCCGUAGUUGUGCGACAAACAAAUAUCAUUUGGAUGCUAUUUGUUGCAUGUAUUGGAGUUCUAGAUCUUAUUCAAGCUAAACAAAAACAUGAAGAGAAUUUGUUAUCAGUACCUAUAGAUGACCACUUUGCUUCCAGUAGAGGUGAUAGCAUCAGCUCCAACCUGAAAAGGCGAAGAUCGGGUAGUGCUAUCAGCACUGUCAGUCAUUCUGUCCGUGGAACAAGUCUUCCCUGCCUUCCUGACAAUUCAUCAGGUUGGUUUAGUGAGAUUUGGAGCAUCAUAUUAGCGUCCUGGCAUCUGAAGUGGGAGCUUUUUGUCUCUUUUAGCCCUUUCUUGGCAGUGUUGGCGGCUUUUGCUGCAUUUGUUGUAUGGAAUGGCAGCAUAGUUCUUGGGGCUAAAGAAGCUCAUACGGUUUCUCCACAUUUUGCUCAGUUAUUGUACUAUGGUUUAGUCUCUUCUUGUUUUAUGGCUCCUGUGCACUUUGGUACAAGUCAAGCUGCAAUUUUGGCCAGGUCAUUCUGGAAGAAUCGACCCCUUAGUUUUUUAUUGUGGUUUCUUGCUGCCGUAGUUAGCCUUCUCUGGGUGCACUAUUUCAGCAUUGCUCACCCCUAUCUACUUGCUGAUAAUCGCCAUUAUCCCUUUUAUCUAUGGCGGAAGAUUAUAAAUGCUCAUUGGUCAACGAAAUACCUGCUGGUUCCGCUAUAUGUUUUCUCAUGGACUUCUAUCUUUACUUUGUUAGCCAAAGUUCAGAAGAAAGUAUGGAUAUUGGCUUAUUUCCUGGCUUCAGCUGCUGUUCUUAUUCCUGCUCCACUGAUAGAAUUCAGAUAUUACACAAUACCCUUUUUUUUCUUACUUCUUCAUUGUCAUGUGACUAAUGGUAGAGUGUGGUUCCUCAUGGGAUUCCUCUAUACAUCCAUCAAUAUCUACUCAAUGAUUAUGUUCUUAUUUCGGCCCUUUCAUUGGGACCACGAACCCGGUGUUCAGAGGUUCAUAUGGUAGAUGAUAGUUUUUCUUCUAGAAUUGAGGCACACUUGCAUUUUGUCUAACUCUACAUCAAGAAUAUUGUAAAUAUUCUAUCAGAAUAUUAUUAAUGUUCUUCACACUUUGCAC
Messenger RNA from Cynara cardunculus var. scolymus (artichoke), 1815 nucleotides. Its product is annotated as dol-P-Glc:Glc(2)Man(9)GlcNAc(2)-PP-Dol alpha-1,2-glucosyltransferase. Gene Ontology annotation, biological process: dolichol-linked oligosaccharide biosynthetic process; protein N-linked glycosylation. Gene Ontology annotation, cellular component: endoplasmic reticulum. The transcript has 9 exons. The record is from RefSeq and is a predicted model, not a curated record. Lineage: Eukaryota; Viridiplantae; Streptophyta; Magnoliopsida; Asterales; Asteraceae. The coding region runs from base 181 to 1704 and encodes 507 amino acids. Gene Ontology annotation, molecular function: dolichyl pyrophosphate Glc2Man9GlcNAc2 alpha-1,2-glucosyltransferase activity.